AUGAGGAGAUCUACUCGCGCAGCUGCGUCGAGACAUGGUGCAGGACAGCCACGUAAGAGGACGUUGGAGUCACUGGCAGCAGACGUGCCAGUGAUGCCUAUUGGAGUAGAGCCUGUUAGUCAGGGACAUAUUGCGAGCGCGUUAGGUUCUCAGACCCCGAUGACUCUUUUAGAUGUGCCUACCUCGGCUGCACCCGUGGUACCCACCUCUACCAUUUUUACGGUACCACCAGCGGUACCACCGGCGUACCCGGCGCCACCGCCACCUGAACCUACCGUGUAUCCGGCGCUAGUGGCACCCGUACCACCAGCACCUACAGUGUACCCAACACCCGCAUCAGCGGUACAGGCUGCUCCACUUCUGGUACCAUCAUCUAUCGUACCUUCAGCUGCGGCCACAUAUGCUGAUUCUGCAGUGCCACCAGUGGCAUCUGGCCCAGUUUAUGUAGCAGCAUCGGGGAUACCUCCCCCGGCCUAUCCAGCGGUACCACCUGUAGUACCAGCUUAG
Molecule: messenger RNA, 507 nt
Organism: Zingiber officinale
Lineage: Eukaryota; Viridiplantae; Streptophyta; Magnoliopsida; Zingiberales; Zingiberaceae
Product: lysine-rich arabinogalactan protein 19-like
Exons: 1
Coding region: 1-507 (168 amino acids)
Source: RefSeq, a predicted model, not a curated record